Molecule: messenger RNA, 849 nt
Organism: Lodderomyces margitis
Lineage: Eukaryota; Fungi; Ascomycota; Pichiomycetes; Serinales; Debaryomycetaceae
Gene: SLU7
Product: mRNA splicing protein
Exons: 1
Coding region: 1-849 (282 amino acids)
Biological process (GO): mRNA splicing, via spliceosome
Cellular component (GO): spliceosomal complex
Molecular function (GO): pre-mRNA 3'-splice site binding
Source: RefSeq, a predicted model, not a curated record
AUGUCAAAGCAGGAUAAAGAGUUGAAUCCAUAUAUACCCAAAUAUAUAAUCUCAAAACCAUGGUAUAACGAAAAAGAAGGCUCCAAUGACUCAUCUGGGGAACAGACGGAUUACUUAUCCCAUCAGAGAAAAACAUCGGAAAUUGUUGAUCAUAGCUUGCCACAAGUGGGCCAUGGGAUAACUGACGAAUACCAAAACGGCGUACGAAUCCAUUCCAAUGAUGUAAACUACGACACAAAGAGAGAUCGAUGGUUUGGGUACUCGACUGAAGAAUGGUUAGCAAAAGUCAAGAACUGGAGCGAACAAAAUGACGUUAAAUUGAUUAACGCCAACAAUAAAGGUAACGAUUCCGAUGAUGAUGAUGGUACUGAUUACGAACUUGAAUUGAAUGAGUUGGGACUAGAUAGAAAAGACGUAAUGCAAAACAUUAAAGAAGAUCCUAUGGAAAAGAUGUUGCGUGAUCGCCAAGAUGUUCCGGCAUAUAUCCAUAACAUCAAUUCACGAGCAGAUGCCAAGAUUCGCAUUGAAUAUGAUCCUAAAUCGCGACUUGCUAAAGACCCAACUAGAGGGAUAUUGAAUGAUAAGAAUCAAUUUGUCAAGAAAUUGGAAGGUGAUGCUGAAAACUUAAAGACUUUGCAAACUUUUGCUUGGGAUUUAAACAAAAAGAAUGAACAAAAGAAGAUGGCACAAAUUGGUAUUGAUGAAACAAAUGUGAAUGUGACGGAUGUGAAUGACAGUCUUGAAGCCAAUCCUACCAUGAUGCUGAUGAAGGAAAGGAAAGAGAAGGAAGCUGCUAAGCAAAAGUCAGUUGCCAAACGAAGGAAAAUUCUUGAAAUGUAUGGAGAUUAG